Molecule: messenger RNA, 1077 nt
Organism: Aspergillus sclerotioniger CBS 115572
Lineage: Eukaryota; Fungi; Ascomycota; Eurotiomycetes; Eurotiales; Aspergillaceae
Product: SDR family NAD(P)-dependent oxidoreductase
Exons: 4
Coding region: 1-828 (275 amino acids)
Molecular function (GO): oxidoreductase activity
Source: RefSeq, a predicted model, not a curated record
AUGGCGUUAGGAAUCACCGGGGUCGCCCUCGUGACCGGGGCCGGAAGCGGCAUUGGACGCGACGUCGCCAUCGGAUUUGCUGCUGAAGGCGCCAUCGGAGUGGUAUUUGCCGAUGUGAACCUGGCAGCCGCACAGGAGAGCGCGGACCGCAGCGCCGAAUACGCCACCAACCCAGCCUACUACCCGCUCGCCAUUGCAGUAGAUGUGGCGGACCUUGCCAGCGUGGAGCAGAUGGUGGCCGACGUGGUGGGAACUUUCAAACGGAUUGACUACUGUGUCAACAGCGCAGGAGUCGGAGUGCGCGAGCCCAGGUAUGUCGUGGAUGCCUCAAUGGAGGAAUUUGACCAGUUCUACCGCGUCAACGUGCUGGGCACCAUGCACUGCGUCAAGACAGUCGGCGCUGUGAUGUGCCAGCAAGCCCCCAUGACUGUUUUGGGCCGCACGGGAGAGCGCAAUGCCGGUCGAGGCGCUAUUGUGAACAUAGGAUCUGCCAACUCCUACAUGGCCACCCGUGGCAUAGUGCAGUAUACCACCUCCAAACACGCCGUGCUGGGAAUUACCCGCAACGCUGCAUUGGACUUGGCCCCUCAUGAAGUACGUGUCAAUACCAUCUGUCCCUCGUGGGUCGAUACACCGAUGGUCUCGGCGGCCCUCAAUGGAAAUCCCGAUUUAGGCCCGCUUAUGGAUAACGUGCUGCCGUUCCGACGCAUGGCGCAAGCUGAGGAAGUUUCUGAUGUCGUUUUGUUCCUGUGCAGUCCCCGGGCUAGUUACGUGACAGGCAGCGACUGGGUGGUGGAUGGGGGAAUGACGCUGACGUUGAAGACAUGAGUUGACUUGGCCCAGACGAGCAUGUUGGAAAGCUGCACAGAAUGAAUAGAAUAUGAGAUAUACUAAGAUCGUGUACCUUGCCGAUAGCAAGGGAGGCUAUAUCGUCAGAUUGUCUGAGUUGGGCGCUCCUUGACCAGAGAAUUAUUCAUCUUGCAAAUAAGCCAAGACGACCGCCCUGUACGUGAUAGUCUCGGGGGGGGGGGAAAGGUUUAGGUAACAGCAGUAAUGGAAAGGAUGAAGAGAGCUAUG